GCCCCUCCCCCGCCCGGGGCCUCGGCGGUUCCCACGCGGCUGUGAGCGUGCGGAGCGCCCGGACCUGGACCGCGGCAGGGCUGGAAGGGGGCUGGAAGGGGGCUCCGGUGCAGAGCGGGCCCGUGGCGCCCUCCCCCUCCCGCCAAGACACCGCAGCCGCGCGCGGAGGCGGGGCGCUGCGGAGCCGGGCGAGGGGGGGGGCGGGGGCUAAAAAUACCCGGCGGCAGCGGCUGCGCGGCUUCUGCUGGGGCUGCGGGGCUGUGGGCCGGGGAGGUCGUGCCGGGCCCAUCUGGGUCCCGCUGAGCGACAUGCUGACCUUCUUCCUCGUGUCGGGGGGCUCCCUCUGGCUGUUCUCGGUGAGAACCAUCCGCCGAGCAGACUAGGCCCUGAGCCCAAUCGUCCCCCAAGGCCAAGUCCAGGGACAGACAGUUCAUCCUUGUCCAUCUCCAGGAUGCAGACCCUGAGGAUGUUGGACCCUGAGGUCCCACAGCAGGUCAAGGACGUGACCGGGACUGACCUGGGGCUUCCUGAUCCUGAGUUCAUCCUCUCGCUUCUGGAGAAGAUGCAGACUCAGGAGAUCCUGAGGAUGCUGCGGCUGCCCGAGCUAGGCGACUUGGGCCAGUUUUUCCGCAGCCUCUCAGCCACCACCCUCGUGAGUAUGGGUGCACUGGCUGCCAUCCUCGCCUACUGGUUCACUCACCGGCCAAAGGCCUUGCAACCACCGUGCAAUCUCCUGAUGCAGUCAGAGGAGGUGGAGGACAGUGGUGGGGCCCGGCGAUCCGUGAUAGGGGAUGGCCCUCAACUGCUCACCCACUACUAUGACGAUGCCAGGACCAUGUAUGAGGUGUUCCGCCGUGGACUUAGCAUCUCAGGGAAUGGACCCUGUCUUGGCUUCAGGAAUCCCAAGAAGCCUUAUCAGUGGCUGUCCUACCAGGAGGUGGCCGACAGGGCUGAAUUUCUAGGGUCUGGACUUCUCCAGCACAAUUGUAAACCGUGUACAGAUCAGUUUAUCGGCAUUUUUGCACAAAAUCGACCAGAGUGGAUCAUCGCAGAGCUUGCCUGCUACACAUACUCUAUGGUGGUGGUCCCGCUCUAUGACACCCUGGGCCCAGGGGCAAUCCGCUACAUCAUCGACACAGCCGACAUCAGCACUGUGAUCGUGGAUAAACCUCAGAAAGCCGUGGUUCUGCUGGAGCACGUGGAGAGGAAGGAGACACCAGGGCUCAAGCUGAUCAUCCUCAUGGAACCAUUUGAGGAAGCUUUGAAAGACAGAGGGCAAGACUGCGGGGUGGUCGUUAAGUCCAUGCAGGCUGUGGAGGACUGUGGCCAGCGGAAUCACCACGUUCCUGUGCCCCCGAAACCCAGUGACCUCUCCAUUGUGUGUUUCACAAGCGGCACAACAGGGAACCCAAAAGGUGCGAUGCUCACCCAUGGGAACGUGGUGGCUGAUUUCUCAGGCUUUCUGAAAGUGACAGAGAAAGUGAUCUUUCCGAGACAGGACGAUGUGCUCAUCUCCUUCCUGCCUCUGGCUCACAUGUUUGAGAGAGUCAUCCAGUCUGUCGUCUACUGCCACGGAGGGCGCGUCGGCUUCUUCCAGGGAGACAUCCGCCUCCUCUCAGAUGACAUGAAGGCUCUGUGUCCUACCAUCUUCCCUGUGGUCCCACGACUACUGAACCGCAUGUACGACAAGAUUUUCAGCCAGGCAGACACAUCAUUAAAGCGCUGGCUCCUGGAAUUUGCAGCUAAGCGUAAACAGGCUGAGGUCCAGAGUGGAAUCAUCAGGAAUGAUAGUAUCUGGGAUGAACUCUUCUUUCAUAAGAUUCAGGCCAGUCUUGGUGGGUGCGUGCGGAUGAUUGUUACUGGAGCGGCCCCCGCGUCACCAACGGUCCUGGGAUUCCUCCGGGCGGCUCUGGGGUGCCAGGUUUAUGAAGGUUAUGGCCAAACUGAGUGCACAGCUGGAUGUACCUUCACCACACCCGGGGACUGGACAUCAGGACACGUAGGAGCACCUCUGCCCUGCAAUCAUAUCAAGCUCGUGGAUGUCAAGGAACUGAACUAUUGGACCAGCAAAGGAGAAGGAGAGAUCUGUGUGAGAGGACCAAAUGUGUUCAAAGGUUACUUGAAAGAUCCGGAGAGGACAAAGGAGGCCCUGGACGACGACGGCUGGCUUCACACUGGAGACAUUGGGAAGUGGCUGCCAGCUGGAACUCUUAAAAUUAUUGAUCGGAAGAAGCACAUAUUUAAACUUGCUCAGGGAGAAUAUAUUGCGCCCGAGAUGAUUGAGAACAUCUACAUCCGGAGUGAGCCUGUUGCACAAAUGUAUGUCCAUGGGGACAGCUUAAAGGCCUUUUUGGUGGGCAUAGUCGUGCCCGACCCGGAAGUCAUGCCCUCUUGGGCCCAGAAGAGAGGAAUUGAAGGGACGUAUGCAGAGCUCUGCACAAAUAAGGAGCUGAGGAAAGCCAUUUUGGAAGAUAUGGUGAGGUUAGGAAAAGAAAGUGGACUCCAUUCUUUUGAACAGGUUAAAGCCAUUCACAUCCACUCUGAUAUGUUCUCAGUUCAAAAUGGCUUGCUGACACCAACACUAAAGGCUAAGAGACCUGAGCUGAGAGAGUACUUCAAAAAACAAAUAGAAGAGCUUUACUCAAUCUCCAUGUGAAGUUCAAGGGAAGUUCUUCUCAGUAUAAUGGACAAUGUAGCAAUAUUAUAGUUAUUUUUUGAAAGUAAUGUGUCAGAAUGAUGCAGCUGAAAAUGAAAAGCACGUGACCUUAUGACUGAGCCUCUUCCUGUCCCAAGAGGUCUUUAACAAUAUUUUCUCUCUCAUCACCGAGUAUACUUUAUUUUUAUUACAAUGAUAUUGUAGUAAGCUGCUAAAAAUAUCAGAAAUGGCAUUGUAAAAAUCAAGACUUUUCUCAAGAACUGUGUACCACUAAAAGUAAUAUAUUCUCAGUGUUCACAGAACUUCUAUUAAACAUAAAGGAAAAACAUAACUGAUAUAUUGUACUUAAUUAUUUGUGGAAUAGUAACCAGGUACAGCAAAUAUCUAGGCAAUGUGGACUACCUCAUUCAAUAACUGAUGGUCAAAAUCACAAUUAAAUCAGACUUAAAAAAUUAAAACUAAUACAGAAUAAUUCUGAAACAAAACAUGAUAGCUCACAUUCUACAUAACUUCAGAUUCUUUAAACAUAACAAUCCUCAUUGAUGUGAAAAAAUUUUCUCUCCAAUUUUUACUUUUAUUUAUGAAGAAUGCAAAUUCAAGUAUUCUUAAAACAAAUGUAUUUACAUAACAUUUUACAAAGAUCUUUCAAUACAUUUUCUUAUUUAUUAAGCUCAUUCAAAUAUUAAGGAGCUACCUAGAAAAAAAUGUAAUGUACAACUACUUCAAGGAUAGUAUGUGUAUAUUCAUGGAUGUCUUACCACAUGAAUUAUAAAAGAUGUCUGUUUGACUCUGCUCUGCAAUGAAUGGACCUUUAGGGAAGACUUGGGAGAAGAAACCCAGAAUUAUUUCUCAGGGUGGGCAGCAAUUAAUGUACUGAUGUUCCUUGCUGGGUUCUUCCAGUCUUUCCAUUCUCAAUGUGUCCAUGCCAGGCCUGGGAAACCCAUAUGGCAAUAAUUCUGAACAGCUUCACUUUCUUCCAGUAAGAGAUUAUCACGGCAGGAUGUAGGGAGGGGGGGAUGUUAUUUCCAAAUGAAAUAAUUUUUCAACAACGUAAGUUUGAAGAACCUCUUCAAAAUACCCCUAGAAAACUGUUUACGUCCAUCAUAGAUAAAUAUCUCCUUGGGAAAUAAUUUCAUGCAUAGAAUAUCUAAACCCUUCUAAGCUUACCCAUGAAAACCUCCUUUCUUGGCGUUAUGUGUUUAAAUACUUCUUGCACCUGGGUGCCAACAAUGUCGUAUAAUUAAAGCCCAGCAUGGACAGCAGUUAGGUUCCAAGCUACAGACUGCAUCUACAGAAGAAACUGUCCCUAGGAAAGUGUUUUCUUCUGUAGAGACAGGACUCUGAAAGCAGAGAUGGGGGCAGUAUUCACAGUCCAGAAGCUCCUUACCGCUGGAGCAAAUCCAAACUGUCAAUAAAUGUUGUCGGUUAGAAACUGCAUAAUCACACAGGCUCACUAGAUGAAUCUGCACCAGUGAUUAUACACUUAUAUUUCAGUCUUCACAAAAGUGGACGACCACAGCUUCAUUUGAUGUAUUUAUCCAAUCUUUUACAUAUUCCUUUGCUGGAUUCUCUCUGCAGUCCCACUACUUGCACUUAUAAAUUUGACUUUUAGUAGAUGACCUAGUUCUGUGCACAUUAAUUUUUAAAGGCAUUUCUAAAUAAACAAAUAUUAAAACUGUCCAAGGCCACAUCUAUUAUACAUAGCAUUAAUUUUUUUAUAUUUAAUAUAUAUUUGACUAAUUAAAAGAGAAAAUCAUUACCUGAAUUGGAUAUUUGUAUUAUUUUAAAGGCAAGUAGCUUCACAUCUUGAGGAAAAUGAACCUCUUUCCCAUUGUCCUUCUGCUCAACUAAAUUUCAUAUUUGUCUUUGUUUCCAAAGGAUUUUAGACAAUGAAAUUAUAAGCAAAUAAUUUAAAAUUUAUUUUGAUUACAUUUAUACCUAAUAAUAGUUAGAGAUAAUUGAUUAUGGAUAACUUAAGAUUUCUUCUCUUUCUCACUUUAAAGAUCUUAUGUUUCUAUUCGCCUUCCUGAUUCCUGUGAAAAUCGUCACACUUGGGCAUAUAAAUAGGUUCUGGCAGAUGUGCUGAGAACAGUAAACAGUGGGCCCUAAAUAUAUUGCUUGUACAUUUAUUUUUUCCACUGUUUAACUUUACUGAAUUUUUUAAUAAAGGAGAAAUGAAACAAUAUGUGUUAAUGGAAAAAAAAUCCUUCUUACUUCAGAUUUCCCAACUUUAUUUUGAGGGGGGAAAAGUUUAUAUUUCUCUUUAACCAAUGUAGAAAAAGGCUAUGUACUUAAGACAUUUACAUUCAUAGUGGACAUCAGAUCCGAUUUAAGUCUAGAGGUAUAACGGAGAUCAAUUACGUAACAUAAACAUGUUCUUAAAUGUUUGGCCUUUUAUCUCUUUCUCAUUUAAAUGUGUUAGUAAUUCUUACAUUUUACAAACUAAUCUUGUUGUCUAUAAAGAUAUAAAAUAGAAUAUACACCAAUUUUUUUUUU
Messenger RNA from Globicephala melas (long-finned pilot whale), 5152 nucleotides. RefSeq names its product acyl-CoA synthetase long chain family member 6 (gene ACSL6). Gene Ontology annotation, biological process: long-chain fatty acid metabolic process. Gene Ontology annotation, cellular component: endoplasmic reticulum; membrane. Lineage: Eukaryota; Metazoa; Chordata; Mammalia; Artiodactyla; Delphinidae. Gene Ontology annotation, molecular function: long-chain fatty acid-CoA ligase activity. The record is from RefSeq and is a predicted model, not a curated record.